AUGGCGGCGGGCGCGCGGUACUUCUGCACGGCGGGCCGCGGCCUCGAGCCCUUCCUGGCGCGGGAGGUGCGCGCGCGGCUCGGCGCUACUGAGGUGGACUAUGUCUUAGGGAAGGUUUUCUUCACCACCGCCGCGGAACCGGGCGAGCUGAAGGAGCUCAAGUCGGGAGAGCGGCUGUUCCUGCUGCUGAAGAAGCGCGUCCCGCUUUCCGUCUCUAGAAAUAAAGGGAAAAUGCUGCAUGAGAUUAAAAGCCUUCUCACUGAGGAACCCAAGUCCUGCCUGGAUGUUAUCGCUACGUGGAGGAAACUUCGUAGUCGUGAGGGGAAAAAGGAUGAGGUUUCUCAAGAAAGCCCAAAACCUCACAAGAGAAAACCAGAAGAAGAGAUUAAUAUUGCAUCUAAAAGACAGAAAACGGAGCAAGUAAGAGAGACUGUGUCUGAAGAAUGUCAAGCAGGAGCUGGAGAGAACUGUGUGGUGUCAGAGGAGGAGAGUGACCAGGACUGCCAGACUGAAAGCAAGACUUCUUUAGAAGGCCCUCCCAAAAGCAGCACAGAGCAACCUGAGAAUGAGAAGCAGAACUUCAGUUUCAGAGUUUCGUGUCGUUGUAGUGGAGCAAUUGCCAAGAUACUCACUUCACAGGAGAUUGGAAGAGCAGUUGGCAUAGCGCUAAGGAAGCAGUUUGGAUGGCAGGCUGAUCUGCGCGCCCCUGACCUGGAGAUCUUUCUACAUCUUAAUGACAUUCACUCAGUCGUGGGGAUUCCUCUUUUCAGGCUUCCGUUGGCAAACAGGGAGUAUAUCAGAACAGCAGGCCUGCGGUCAACUGUUGCCUGGGCCAUGGCAUCUCUGGCUGAAAUAAGUGUGGGUGCCUUCGUGCUGGAUCCCAUGUGUGGGCUGGGAACCAUCCUGCUGGAAGCUGCCAAAGAGUGGCCUGAAGCCUGUUACUGGGGUACGGAUACAAGUGAUUCACAAUUAGAGGGUGCAAGUGUGAAUAUUAAGACCGCGGGCUUGGAUGAUAAGAUUGAGUUGUUUAAAGCUUCUGUGAAAGCGCUGCCGUUGCCCUCAGAAAGCUUUGAUGCCGUGAUUUCGGAUAUUCCGUUUGGGAAGAAGUUCAAGAUCACAAAAGACAUACAGCUCCUACCAGAUAUUCUCCAGGAGAUGGAGAGAGUGCUUCGUGUUGGAGGGAUUAUUGUGUUGUUGCUGAAUCAAGACCUCCGUAAGCGCAUGGAUGGCAGUGCCAAGACUGCUGAAAAUGAAUCUCUUAAUGCCAUUUCUGAUGGUGCAGGUGAAACGACCGCUGUGAAAGCCUUGAAUAAUGAUGGGAACUCAUCCACCUCAGGGACUGGUGUCGAAGAACCUGUUCUCAGCUGUGGACAGAUGUGUUUUGGGUCUCUGGUGCCAGAUGGCAUCUAUGAAGUUAGUCUUGGAAAGACGGAUGCUUUCAUAUACAAAUACAGGAAGAUCUCUACUGCUGGGAAUUAGUGGCUUUUGUGCAUUGUGCCAGUGUUGAACUUGAAUCCUGAUAGACUUGAAAGCAGCACGGCAGUGAACUGGUGUAACUCUGCUAGUCCAAACUCUGUGCCAUUUGCUAGCUCACCUCAGUUUACUUGAGUGUACUAGGCUGUUGCUUUUCUCACUUUGGCUUUUAGAUGGAAGAUUCCUUUCCGUGUUUCAAAUGUUUUUAAUAUAAACUGCUGUAACAAGGCAUUGUCCUCAAAUCCUUGUUUAGACAAAUCCUCUCUAUAUCAGCAUGAGUUCUUCAUGAGAGAAAGACUUCAGAUGCUGAAGUACCACAAAAACAUGGUAAUACUACAUGGAAAUGGGUUUUCAUCCCCUUUGAUAUUCUUAGGAAGUGCUGCUUAAGAAGCCUCUAGCUAUUCUUGAGGACUGGACGGAGAGCCUUACUACGUGCCUUGCAGUCUUGUAUUAUUUUAAAGCUAUCUUAUGAUGAAUUUGAAUUGUUGCUAUUCAGAUACCAUGUUGU
Centrocercus urophasianus (Greater sage-grouse) is the source of this 1981-nucleotide messenger RNA. RefSeq names its product THUMP domain containing 2 (gene THUMPD2). Lineage: Eukaryota; Metazoa; Chordata; Aves; Galliformes; Phasianidae. Gene Ontology annotation, biological process: tRNA methylation. Gene Ontology annotation, molecular function: RNA binding; tRNA (guanine) methyltransferase activity. Bases 1 to 1479 code for a protein of 492 amino acids. The transcript is spliced from 10 exons. The record is from RefSeq and is a predicted model, not a curated record.